Molecule: messenger RNA, 1146 nt
Organism: Austrofundulus limnaeus
Lineage: Eukaryota; Metazoa; Chordata; Actinopteri; Cyprinodontiformes; Rivulidae
Exons: 3
Coding region: 247-1146 (299 amino acids)
Biological process (GO): T cell receptor signaling pathway; regulation of cytokine production
Cellular component (GO): external side of plasma membrane
Molecular function (GO): signaling receptor binding
Source: RefSeq, a predicted model, not a curated record
UGUGGACACAUGGGACACAGGUCUCUGUCUCUGUGGACACAUGGGACACCUGUCAGUCAGUUCUGACCUUCAUCCAGUCAGAAACUGUUCUCAGAGCUGCUGCUGUCUCAUCAGCUGAUCUUCUGUGUUGUCCUCUCAGUCCCACAGGUGGAGGUGCAGUCAGGGGCGGAGUCUGUCCUGCUGUCCUACAGAACCACAGAUCAUCUGUCUGAAAUCACUAAAGUGGAGUGGACAGACAGAGACGACAUGAAGGUCCAUGUGUUUGAGAACGGCUCUGAUCAACCUGGAGAACAGGACCAGUUCUACAGAAACAGAACAGAGAUGAAUAAAGACCUGCUGAGAACUGGAGACCUGAGUCUGACUCUGAAACGCCCCAGAGUCAGAGAAGGUCAGAUCUUCACCUGCAGAGUCUACAACAAGGAGGGACACUUCCUGAUGGAGAAACAAGUUGAUCUGAAGGUCAAAGUCCCACAGGUGGAGGUGGAGGUGGAGUCAGGGGCGGAGUCUGUCCUGCUGUCCUGCAGAACCACAGAUCGUCUGCCUGAAAUCACUAAAGUGGAGUGGACAAACAGAGACGACAUGAAGGUCCAUGUGUUUCAGAACGGCUCUGAUCAACCUGAAGAACAGUUCUGUUUCUACAGAAACAGAACAGAGAUGAAUAAAGACCUGCUGAAAACUGGAGACCUGAGUCUGACUCUGAAACGCCCCAGAGUCAAAGACAGUCAGAUCUUCACCUGUACAGUCUACAACAAGGGCGAACACACCCUGAUGAUGAAACAAGUUUAUCUGGAGGUCAAAGUGAAUCUGAGACCUGCCAUUUUGGUACUGGACUCUCUGGUGUAUAACACCCACCACUACCCGCGGUUCAUGGCGGAGCCCAGACCCCUGUACCGACAGAAGAGGUCUGAGGUGAUCUCAGGCGGGGUGAAGUUCUUGAGUGGGGUGCUCCCCUGGUGGGGGACGGUGAAUAAUGCACAUCACAUUGACCAGCUUCAUACGGGGCUUGAGAAUCUGACGGAGAUUGUGGAGGAUGGAUUCUCAGCCCUGGGUCCCUUCGUCAUCACCACCAGAAACAUGCUCUUACAACAUAAAAUGGCUUUGGACCUGCUUUUCGCUUCCCAGGAUGGUCUCUGUCAUGUGAUUUGA